This is a messenger RNA of Micropterus dolomieu (smallmouth bass), 1224 nucleotides long. RefSeq names its product H6 family homeobox 1 (gene hmx1). The transcript has 2 exons. Gene Ontology annotation, biological process: regulation of transcription by RNA polymerase II; negative regulation of DNA-templated transcription. Gene Ontology annotation, cellular component: nucleus. The coding region runs from base 109 to 1017 and encodes 302 amino acids. NCBI's taxonomy places the organism in Eukaryota, Metazoa, Chordata, Actinopteri, Centrarchiformes, Centrarchidae. The record is from RefSeq and is a predicted model, not a curated record. Gene Ontology annotation, molecular function: DNA-binding transcription factor activity, RNA polymerase II-specific; RNA polymerase II transcription regulatory region sequence-specific DNA binding.
CUCUGCCAUGAUUCCUUAUCCGAUCAUAGCGCAAACCCAUCUAUGCUUAAAAUGACUACUUGGAUCAGCUCGGUUUUUGCGUAAAAAGCACCGUCAAAUCGGGAAAACAUGCAGGAGAAGCUAACGGACAACCAGAUUCCCACUUCAUCAAGGGCGUCGUCGUUUUUUAUCGAGAACUUACUGGGCAAAGGGCGGAAUGGGCAGGAGUCGAUGUCGGCCAACAAACGUGGGGAAGCUGGUGUUGAGACGGUCUCCACCGGCCGAGUCCUCAACUCACAACAAGCUGACACGAGCGCUCCAGCGCCCGAUGGCUCCAGCUCCACAGCUCGGUCCCCGUACAGAGACUUGCAGUGGUACCGUGAGGGGACUGCCUUAAACUUUAGAGCUAUGGAAAUACCACAGAGUCCAAGAGAAAAUCUAAGUUCAGACGACCACUGCUGCUCCAUGUCGACCAGUGACAGAUGCUCCCCCGCCGUUUCGGAGCCGAUAACGGAGGGCAGCGACGAAACCGACAGGAAAACAGGCGACAGCAACCUGACAGACGACAACGAGGACGCGCAGAACGGGUUUGAUGCACCGUCAGGGCAGGACGCAUCCUCGGACCUGAGCUCCAACCGGAAGAAAAAGACUCGGACCGUGUUCAGCCGCAGUCAGGUGUUUCAGCUGGAGUCCACCUUCGACGUGAAACGGUACCUGAGCAGCUCGGAGAGAGCGGGGCUGGCAGCGUCUCUCCACCUGACAGAGACUCAGGUCAAAAUCUGGUUCCAGAACCGGAGGAAUAAAUGGAAGAGACAGCUGGCGGCGGACCUUGAGGCUGCACACAUCCCACACUCGACCCAGCGCAUUGUCAGGGUCCCCAUUCUGUAUCACGAAGGACCCGCCUCUACUGCGGCGCUGGGUUUCAACCUGAACGGACAUCCAGUUUCUUCACCUGUCGCGGGCUUCUCCAACUACCCUCUGUCUUCGUUCGCUCACUCCAUGAGCCUUUUAAGGUCGCAGAUGACGGGCUUGGUGUAAAGACUGCUGAAUACUGAUAUAUAUAAAUAAAAACCCUGUUAAUCGUGCAAUAACCCACAAAGCCGCAGAAAAUUGUUGACUGCAUCCAAAGAGCCGCAGAGGCCGUGAUAAUAACAUAGUAAUGAAUCAUCUUUAUAUGUCUGUUCAUAUGCCUCUACAUGAGCCUGUGCUCCUGUCACAGAAUAGACUAUGACAGCCACGCAUGGC